Messenger RNA from Penaeus vannamei (Pacific white shrimp), 1133 nucleotides. Its product is annotated as nucleolin. The record is from RefSeq and is a predicted model, not a curated record. NCBI's taxonomy places the organism in Eukaryota, Metazoa, Arthropoda, Malacostraca, Decapoda, Penaeidae. Gene Ontology annotation, molecular function: RNA binding.
AGCAGACUACACGCUGGUCUCAAGAUAAUUAUAGAUAGAAAAAAUCCACCAACAUGCCUUCAAAAGUAAAAGAAACAAAGGCUGCAACUCCAGUUAAGAAGGUAGAAACCCCAAAGAAAGGUGCCAAGAAUGCCAAAAAAGCCAAGAAGGUAGUAGAGCAGGAAACGGAAGUAGAGGAAACUAAAGUCGUGGAAACUCCUGCACCCAAAACGACCCCCAAGAAGACUGGCAAGAAGACCCCCAAGAAGGUGGAACCCAAAGAGGAUAUGGAAGUUGAGGAUACCAAAGAGGAGGCAGAAGCAGAGAACACCGAAGCGAAGGCUGAAGGUGGUGAAAAGUCCAAGAGGAGGAGGAAGAGGAAGAGGUCUGAGAAGGUAGAAGAUCCAGAGGCCAAGGAAAACGAAUCUCCCAAGAAGAAAAAGAAAACAAACCCUGAUGUACCAGAUGAAAAGUUGGAGCUCGCUGGGGAGCUGUUGGAUAUCUAUUCCAAGCGGAAGACCAGUAUCUGCGAGCGAACCCUCAUCGUCAGAUUGAAGAAAUUCAAAUCCGAUUACUUUAAGACAAGGCCAGAUAUUUUUAAGGAUGCAAUCUUCUACGGUGUUAAGUUCGGAAAAAUGUGCUUCGUGAUUUACAAAUCGAAGGCAGAGGCUCAGAAGAAGUUGACUGAACUACAGAAAAGCCCUGACGUGCAAAUUGCAAGGAAUUGGGAACAGCGGGAUAUCGUUGCAACUGUAAAUCCAUACACAUUGUUUGUUGAGCAUUUACCAGAGGAGACAACAGAGGAGGAAUUGCAGAAAGUAUUCCCAACAGCCACCGCCAUGCACUAUAAUUCAGACAAGCGCUUUGUCAACCUGGCCUUCUCAACCAAAAAGGAUGCUGAGACCGUCUUCAGAGAAUCCGAAAAUCUGAAGAUGAAGGGUGUGGGGAUCAUUGUACUUUUCGGCAAAUAUGGCUACAACUGGGAACGUAACCCAGGAAAGUUACAGAAAAGUAAUUGAAACUUUCAACGGAAACUAAUAUAAAGAGGACUAUGUUGAAUUUGAGUAACUAUUUACUCAUGUUAUUGUUUGUUAAAUGUGAAUGUAUGAUGUAUUUUUUUUCCAUAUUUUUUAUGAAUGAACGUUAAAAUUCAA